UAUAUACACAAAAAUUCUACGAGCUGCUCGGAGUACUUCGAUUCAGCUACCUUCGCAAGGUUAUUAAUUUUAUCGUGUACACACACAUCGAACAGCUAGAAAUCAUCAUGAUCAGCGAGAUCGGCGCCGACGACGAAACGAUAGUGCAGGAGCAGCUGGCCAACGUGCGCACGAGCCUGGGCGACAUCGUGAUCGAGCUGUUCGGCGACGAGGCGCCCCGGGCCGUGGAGAGCUUUCGCUCGCUGGCCCAGUCGGGCUACUACAACGGCCGCGGCUUUCAUCGGCUCGCGCCGGGCCUGCUGAUACGGACGGGUGGCGACCCCGGCGAGUCGAUCUGGGCCGGCGGCCACCUCCUCGAGGACGAGUUGAUCGCCAAGGAGUUGCCGAGACACGACGAGCCGUACACGGUGAGCAUGGCCAGCUUAAAUAAAGGCCAAUUAUUCAUCAGCCUGAGGGAGCUGGCCGCCGAAUUCGACGAUCGCCAAGUCGUGUUCGGUCGAGUGGUCAGCGGUCAAGAGAUCGUGGACGCGAUCGGCGCGAAGAAUCCCGAGGCCGAUCGGCCGCCGGACGUUAAGAUAAUCAAGGUGCUCGUCAAAAGCAAGUACUACAAGUGUCUGUAAUGAUUCAAUUCUUAUAAUUGAUGCUGCCCUGAUUUAAUAUUGAUAAUUAUUGUAUCAAAUUCUGUAAAUAGCAGGGGAAUAAAGAUGAAUUUUUACUUCGA
Messenger RNA from Trichogramma pretiosum, 721 nucleotides. Its product is annotated as peptidylprolyl isomerase domain and WD repeat-containing protein 1-like. The transcript has a single exon. Bases 108 to 620 code for a protein of 170 amino acids. NCBI's taxonomy places the organism in Eukaryota, Metazoa, Arthropoda, Insecta, Hymenoptera, Trichogrammatidae. Gene Ontology annotation, molecular function: peptidyl-prolyl cis-trans isomerase activity. Gene Ontology annotation, biological process: protein peptidyl-prolyl isomerization. The record is from RefSeq and is a predicted model, not a curated record.